AUGACGACUAGAUCUGUAAUCACUACUGCCAAACGGCAGCUCAGAUCUUCUGUCAAGAAAACUAUCUUGUCUCUCCCCGCCGAGAAUAUUCUUUCUCAAUCCCAGAUAUGUGUCAACACGCUACUAUCCCUCCCUGAAUACCAGUCCUCGAGGCGCAUUAGUAUUUUUCUCUCAAUGCCAAUGAAGGAAGUUGAUACAUCCUGCAUUGUUGAAGAUGCACUGAUCCAAGAAAAGAUGGUACAUGUGCCUUAUAUUCAUAGACAGUCUAAAUCAUCCCUGGGCAUGGUCGACCCCGCCUCUGUGUCAUCACCUCCGAAUUUGAUGGAUAUGCUUUCGCUGUUCUCUCAAGUCGACUAUGAAUCGUUGGAGCCCGAUUCAUGGGGCAUCCCUACCAUUCCGGAGCAUUCCGUUCCUGGAAGAAGUAAUUGCUUAGACCAUGAAGGACUGGACUUAAUCGUGAUGCCAGGGGUUGCGUUUGAUGAAGGAUUUAGAAGAUUGGGACACGGCAAAGGGUAUUACGACUACUUCCUAGCACGAUAUAAACAGUUGGUAGACUCUAAAGGCGCUGAGGGCAAGAUGAGAAUGCCUAUCCUAGUUGCUUUGGCUUUGAAAGAACAAAUCUUCGAAGAUGGGACUGUACCUGUAAACCUGAGUGAUUGGCCGAUGGAUAUUAUCAUCACAGGAGAAGGGAAGCUUUUACGAAGAUAA
Messenger RNA from Morchella importuna, 708 nucleotides. RefSeq lists its product as uncharacterized. The transcript is spliced from 4 exons. Gene Ontology annotation, biological process: folic acid-containing compound biosynthetic process; tetrahydrofolate interconversion. The record is from RefSeq and is a predicted model, not a curated record. Bases 1 to 708 code for a protein of 235 amino acids. Gene Ontology annotation, cellular component: mitochondrion. Lineage: Eukaryota; Fungi; Ascomycota; Pezizomycetes; Pezizales; Morchellaceae. Gene Ontology annotation, molecular function: 5-formyltetrahydrofolate cyclo-ligase activity.